Messenger RNA from Lycium barbarum (goji berry), 2344 nucleotides. Its product is annotated as pentatricopeptide repeat-containing protein At1g79080, chloroplastic. Gene Ontology annotation, molecular function: protein binding. The record is from RefSeq and is a predicted model, not a curated record. The coding region runs from base 327 to 2066 and encodes 579 amino acids. The transcript has a single exon. Lineage: Eukaryota; Viridiplantae; Streptophyta; Magnoliopsida; Solanales; Solanaceae.
UUUUGGAUAAUAUCAGGAGGGAGUGGACACAUUCGACCCAACACUAGCUGCAGCUCAACUGAUCUAUACUCCUUUUUACUAGUACUAGUACUAAAAAAGAAACCCAUUUUUUCUCUAGAACUGAAUAUUGUGCAAUUACUAGCAAGGAGAAAAGCUCUGAAUCAUCAAGAAUGGCGUAGCUUCUCUAAAAGACCCUAUUGUAUGUUCCUUUCCACUGUUUCCUUAACACCCCAGAUCAUAUUUUUGUUUUUAUGAUUCUUUUCUGGUUCAAUAGUUGACAUUUCUAGAUUAGGCUAUCACUGGCUUCAAAUCAUUUUCUUGAUUUCAUGGCUGUCCCUUUAAAUUCAGUGUCCACAGUAACAAAUCCAUCACCAGAUAAUGCAAGAAAUUCUUGUGGAUUUUUUACCCACGCACCAAAGUUCCCAUCUUUCUUCCAUACUAAGUCCAUUUCAAGAAAUUUAGCAUCUUCCCAUUUAAGUCCACCUCUAAAAGAACAAGUACCAAUAGCUUCAUCAAAGGGUAGUAGUAUUUUUACUUUACCUAAUUGGAGGUCAGGUAAAAAUGAUCCAAGAAACAAAGAACUUAGGCUUUAUGAUGCCUUUUUGUAUUUGGAAUACAUGGUAGGUAAAGGCCAAAAGCCUGAUAAAACUCAUGCAACUCAGCUUUUGUAUGAUCUUUGUAAUUGUAAUAAACUCAGAAAAGCUGCUAGAGUUAUGGAAAUGAUGGUUAGUUCUGGUACUAUACCUGAUGCAGCUUCAUACACUUUCUUGGUGAAUAAUUUGUGCAAAAGAGGAAAUGUUGGUCAUGCUAUGCAAUUAGUUGAUAAAAUGGAGGAAUAUGGCUAUCCUACUAAUACUGUGACUUACAAUUCUCUUAUAAGAGGACUUUGUAUGAGGGGGAACUUGAGCAAAAGCUUGCAAUUUGUGGAAAAGUUGAUUCAAAAAGGGUUAGUACCAAAUGCAUAUACUUAUUCUAUAUUGCUUGAGGCUAGUUAUAAAGAAAAAGGGGUUAAUGAAGCAAUGUUGCUUUUAGACACUAUUAUUGCUAGAGGUGGAAAGCCUAAUUUGGUUAGUUACAAUGUUCUUUUGACUGGUUUGUGCAAAGAAGGAAGAAUAGAUGAAGCAAAACAAUUCUUUAGAAACUUGCCGUUGAAGGGGUUUAAUCCUAAUGUUGUUAGCUAUAAUAUCCUGUUGAGGAGUUUGUGUUUUGAAGGACGUUGGGAUGAAGCGAACGAGCUCUUAGCGGAAAUGGUUGGAGAAGAUCGUUCACCGUCUAUAGUAACCUACAAUAUAUUGAUUAGUUCCCUUGCUCUUCAUGGCCAAACCGAUCACGCCAUCAAGAUUCUAGACGAGAUGUACUAUGGAGAACAGUUUAAGCCGAUUGCUGCUAGCUAUAAUCCGAUAAUUGCACGUUUAUGCAAGGAUAGGAAAGUGGAUGCAGUAAUUAAGUGUCUUGAUCAAAUGUUGGAACGACAUUGUAGUCCUAAUGAAGGGACGUUUAAUUCCAUCGCUGUGCUUUGCGAGGAAGGAUUAGUGCAUGAGGCCUUCUCGAUUCUCCAAGCUUUGAGGAUUAAACAGAGCUCGUCUACUCAUGAUUUCUUUAGAGCUGUGAUUUCUGGUUUAUGUAGGAAAGGAAACACAUUCGCGGCGUUUCAACUUUUGUAUGACAUGACAGCCCACGGAUUUACUCCCGACUCUUACACAUAUUCAUCAUUGAUCAGAGGGUUGUGCUUGGAGAAGAUGUUGGUGGCUGCUGUUGAUGUAUUCUACAUCAUGGAGGAAAAUGGAUAUAGGCCUGAUGUCGACAAUUUCAAUGCGCUUGUUCUUGGUCUAUGCAAAUCCAGAAGGACAGACUUGUCGCUAAAGGUAUUUGAGGAUAUGAUCAGAAAAGGUUAUAUGCCUAAUGAGAUAACGUAUACCAUUCUAGUUGAAGGGAUCAUACAUGAAGAACACAGGGAGCUUGCAUCACUAGUCCUAAAGGAAUUGCAUCUGAAAGAAGUAAUAAGUAGAAAUACCGUUGAAAGACUUGUUAUGCAAUAUGAGCUUGAGGAUAUGGCAGUAUGCUGAUUUUUCACGAAAAAGGUUAUUCAUCAGCAUAGGCUAAAUACACCAAAUCAACAAAAUCAUUCUCAUCCUGCCUGUCAGAUGGGAAUUUUACACAACUAAUAAACCCUUUGGAUAAUUGGUUUUCGGAUAUGGUAGUUGAUUCAUAGUAGGCUUUGUAGAGGUGAGUGAAACUUUCCAAUUCUCUCUGUAUUUUUACCUAAAGUUUACUCUUUUGUUACUGAAGUUGCUGUUACGAAAAUGGCAAUAUAUCUCCUUUAUCUAAUAAAGAUUUCUUGCUA